ACCGAGAGAUCUGCAAGCGCUGAAUGCUUCUGGCUAAAUGGUUUUAUAAAAAACAGAGCAAACGUUUAUUUAAAACAAUGGACAUUUAUCUUUAAUUUUGUAUCGAAUGAGGUGGGAGAACGUUGUUAUUUCCUUGUAUAAACAUGAGCUCUCAUAUAAUUACUCCCGGACCGUACAGAGCAACGAAAUUGUGGAAUGAGGUGACGCGCUUGUUUCGGGCAGGCAUGCCCAUCAAGAAGCAUCGUCAAAACUUCAGGGUCUACUCUUGCUGCUUCACCGCCUCUUCUGCUGUGGACUGGUUGCACGAGAUGCUCCGCUGCAACAGCAACUUUGGACCCGAUGUCACCAGACAGCAGACAGUUCAACUCCUGAAGAAGUUUCUAAAAAACCAUGUGAUUGAGGACGUGAAAGGUCGUUGGGGUACAGAGGACCUGGAGGACAACCACAUUCUUUACAGAUUCCCUUCCACGUCUCCUUUAAAGCCUGUCCCGUGCUUAGCUCCAGCUCCAGCCACCAGCUCUAUGAGAAGAAGACCUUCACUUAGGGACAAAGAAGGUUUCUUUAAAUUUAAAACCAUAAAGAAACAUGACAAAGAGUCUUUGGAAAAUGUGGAUCCAGCUCUCCAAGCCAAUCAUGGUGGUCAGAGUCAGCUUGCAGAUGAGCAGAAGCUGCAGAGAAGAGAGUUGACGGUGGAGGAUGAACAGGAAAUCUGGAGAGACAUCACCCUGACACACCUGCAGAGGAUUCUGGGAGUUGUGUCCUUGAGUGAAGUCCUGGACCCGUGCUGCAUCAAUCCACAACACAUCAUUCAUAACAUGACCAAAGUCAACAAACACGGAGUGGUUGCACUGGAUGACAAAACCAAUGACCUUCCUCACUGGGUUUUGUCUGCCAUGAAAAGUCUGGCGAACUGGCCGAAGUACGACAGCGAGCAGCCCUCCUAUCCUGGCUUUGAAAGAGACGUCUUCAAAACCGUGUCUGAUUAUUUCUACAGCCUUCCACAUCCAUUACUCACAUUUGAGCUGUACGAACUGUUCAUUAAUGUUUUGGUGUUUUGUGGGUACGUCACGGCUCCCAAUAAGCUUCAACGAGGGAAGCGAAAGAAUUCCGACUUCCCCUCGGUCGCUCCUCCAGCCAAGUCGUCUUUUCGCUCCACCGAGUGUCUCCUGCUGUCCUUGCUGAAGCAGGGCUCCUGCGAUGAAACCGAGUCGCCCAUGAGGGAGGUGAUCGGGGGGAAGCUUCAGUCCCGACUCGAGGUUGAGAAAGCAGGCAGCCGGUUAGGAGGCAGCUGUACGAGCCUCAGCACAGUCCUUUCUGGAAGACCGAAAACCAGGAGUUUCUCCCUAGAAACCAUCCUCGAUGACUCCGCUUCACUCACGCGGCAGCAGCUGUUUCAGUCCAACAGCAGCUUAGCAUCUUGUUCCCAUAGCGACGUGUGCCAGGACGACACCACAACCAAAGACAAUCCUUCGAUCUUAACGUGCGAUUUAAGAACCAAAUCUUUUAAACAGGAAAAUGGACUCCCAGGAUUUUCCUUGGCCUCACAAAGGUUGCGCUCCUUACGACCUCAAAGCGUGGGCAGCUGUCUGGACAUUGCCAUCCAAUCUGGGGAGGAAAAGGUCAACCAGAUAAGACGGCAGGGUCGAUCAACCAGCUGCCUCAACGUGAACGCUCCUGCAAGCCACUCUUACUCGGCUUCCCGUCCCCCCUCCUCUUUUCCUCUUUCUACAACCAAACUACACUCCUUCGGGCCCAGACCCGCCUCCAGCACCUCUAACAUGAGGAUGCUCCCUGCACCCGCCGUUGUCCGGCGCUGCCAAAGCUCCAUGGAUGUGUCAAAGCCGUCGCGACCAAUCUCCCUGUUUAAACCGCCGGUUUUUGCACCCGGCCGAAACUACCAGCUCCCUCAAACCAAAUCCGAGCACAGUGUCCUGCAGCCUCACUGUGAGCGUGUUGCCAUUGAGGCCCUGCAGCUUUGCACCCUCCUCCUCCCUCCUGCGUCUCGGAGGAAGCUGCAGCUUCUCAUGAGGAUGGCGUCUCGCAUCAGCCAGAACGUGGACAUGCCUCGUCUCCACCCUGCAAUUGCCACCCGGACGCUGAUGGUUCACACAUUUUCAGGCUGUAUACUAAGCAGUGCUGAAGAGUGUGACUUGGAUGAGCUGCUGGCUACCAGACUGGUGUCAUUUCUGAUGGACCAUCAGCAAAGUAUCUUCUCGGUUCCAGAAUACCUCCUCAACGCCAUCAGUGACCACAUACAGUAUCUGCGCACAGUACAGGUGCCCGUGGAUGCUGUUCCCAAACCUGACAGCAGGGAGGCAGAUUGUAUUCCUGUACCCAUGUACACAUUUUGCCACCAAAUAAGCGGCGCUGAGUUUGAGGAGCAAAAGCUGACUUCCUCACAGAAAGCUAUGGAGGAGCUGCUGGAGAUCCUGCUUACAGAUCAGAACAUGAGUGAGAAGGACAGACGCAAGAAGCUGAAGCAGUUCCAGAAGCAGUAUCCAGACAUUUACAAGCGACGUGUUUCCUCUUCAGAGCAGGGAAACAAGACGGACAGUAAACCAAAGAUUAAGCCUCCCCUCCUCACCAUCAAGAAAAACAAAACUUUUAGCAUCAGGAACUAAAGAAUUCAAGAAAGGGAAUUCACUCCACACAAGAACUCAGAGAAAUCUUUUACCUUUUACAGACAUUGUUACAUCCCCCUGUUGUUUUAGUUGUGUUUUAGCCAGAGAGAUGCAUUGUGGGGGAUUUAAAACUUGUAUUUGUUGGGUGUGAGUGUUCUAACGUGUGUUGACAGUUGUAUCAGUUCAAGGCAAUCCCUCUUUUAAAAACGGUAUCAUUUAACACGAAUAAGUCUGACAUGUUGAAACGAGGUGAGUUCGGAAGUCACUGGUCGGUUUGGGAUAAAUUGGUCUUUUAUUUAUAGACAUAUUUAUAAGAAUAAGACAUUGGGAGUGUCGCUAGUUGUCCAAAGAUUUUUGUUUUGGAUUCUUUUCUCUUUAAGUUUGACUUUUUUUUUUUUUGCAUCUAAACCAAUUUUUAUUGUAGAUUUUCAUUUGAUCUGUUCUCUCUUUAUUGGGUUUUAAGUUUUUUAAAGUGGAUGUAUGGAGUAUUUAAUAUUUGGACCCCAGCCUUUUCCAGGUUAAUAUUGUUACUAAAAGAAGAGAAUAGAUCUUCUUUGUUUUGUAUUCCCGUUUGUGCAAUUUUUAGAGGUUAAAAUUAGCCAGAAAACUAAAGUUAGUCAAGCAUGUAUCCUGUAAAACAGGCACCUGCAAUGUUUAAAUAUACAAAACUUUAUUGACAGCUCCCAGUAUUAAAGAUCUAAUAGCAGGGUUUGGGGAAAUAUUGGACUCUUUUAAACGAUCCCUUUUUGUUUUUAUUAGUUAUAUGAAGUAUUUUUUUCUCUCUAGAUAUUUGUUUUGACCUCAUCAAAAUUGGAUAUUUUUGAAGUUGAUUUUUAAUGCAGAAUUACAUAGGAGUGUAAAUUGUGCAGCAGAAACAACUUACUGUGUGCUAUGCAAAGUCAUUGGAAAUAAACAUAUUUGUGACUGAAAUGA
Oryzias melastigma (Indian medaka) is the source of this 3554-nucleotide messenger RNA. It is a transcript of the gene depdc1, whose product is annotated as DEP domain containing 1a. Gene Ontology annotation, biological process: intracellular signal transduction. The coding region runs from base 144 to 2621 and encodes 825 amino acids. The record is from RefSeq and is a predicted model, not a curated record. Lineage: Eukaryota; Metazoa; Chordata; Actinopteri; Beloniformes; Adrianichthyidae. The transcript has 13 exons.